This is a messenger RNA of Pocillopora verrucosa, 1768 nucleotides long. RefSeq names its product QRFP-like peptide receptor. Gene Ontology annotation, molecular function: G protein-coupled receptor activity. NCBI's taxonomy places the organism in Eukaryota, Metazoa, Cnidaria, Anthozoa, Scleractinia, Pocilloporidae. Gene Ontology annotation, cellular component: plasma membrane. The record is from RefSeq and is a predicted model, not a curated record. Gene Ontology annotation, biological process: G protein-coupled receptor signaling pathway.
UUACUUAGUGAAAGGAGAGGAAAAGUGUUUAACAACAGAAGCACGCGAACAAGAAACGUCAAUCUAUGAGAGUGAAGGACUUCAUUGUGGCGGGAAAUGAAUGAUCUUGGCACUGGAAACACAACCUCGCCCCCGAAUAUCUACGCAGGCGAUUCGCCUAUAGAGAAAUCUUUUAAAUGUUUAGCUUAUGGUGUGGUUGUUGCACUGUCUGUCAUCGGUAACACAUUGAUUAUCUUUGCCUUUAAGCUUAAUAUUGAUGGAAAACUCCGCACGGUCAAUAAUAUGUUCAUUGUGAGCAUGGCUGCUGGAGACCUUCUUCUCACAGUGGCUAGCACGCCAGAGAGAAUCACAAGAAUUCUGGCUAACGAGCGAUGGAUUAUCCAUGGAAACUGGGGAAUAUUCUUGUGCAAGACGACCAACUACAUGGAGAAGCUUUGUAUGAACGUUUCAGUGAUUCAUCUGGCAAUGAUUGCUAUAGACCGGUUUGUGGCUGUUUGUUAUCCCCGGAGGAGAAUCAUUACAGCGAAAAGGGCUCGCUUUAUUAUUGCAACCGCUUGGUUUGGUUCAGCUGUUUAUUGUGUCCCUCUGUUUUAUUACGCAAAUUUGUUAGUGAGCAAUGAGAAUGUUUUCUGUAAAACGCGACAUUUUUUUAUCAACUGGCGAAUUUGGUAUUUGUUUUUCCUGUCAUUGCUCGUGCUAACACUGCUUGUUGUGGUCGGACUUUACGCUGCGAUUAUUAUUCGUCUCUGGCGUGGAGAAAGAGGACCCAGAAUCCGGAUGUCAUUCCGAAGCCGUACAAACGCGCGAAUCAACGUCCGUGUUCUCAAAAUGGUAGCCAUGAUAGUUUUUGUAUUUUACUGUUGUAUUUUACCCUACUGGAUCGGUUGGGUAUUCUGUUCGUAUUAUCGCAACGACCUCAUUUGUAGCGACACCUACGUGUUCGUGGUAGUUUUUCUGAUGUAUUCCAACAGCGCAUUCAACCCAGCGAUUUACUCGUUUUUCAACCAUAAUUUUCGUCGGAGCUUUCGUUUUAUUCUAAACAAGCUGUGUAAAUGUUGUUUUACCAACAGAGCGCUUUACAUUCAGCCAGAACCGAAACCAAUUUACGUCAUUGGCAGAGGUUUGCAAGAUUGUGAGGGAACCGACAAGAAGACAGUGCAAUUCAUUUCCAUCCAGAAUCUACAGUGACAUUGACAUGAAAAUCAGCAAUUUGCGCAGUAGAAUUUGUUAAACUUAUCCUGAAAUUUCUUACAUUAAAACCAACAGGGAACGAAAUUAUGCUACUUAGAAUGAAAUGAAAACGAACCUCCUUGAUGAUCCUAAAGCAGUUUUGUCACCCGAAGUUUUUCGUCGUAAUUGCAUCGUAUGUAUCAUGGAGGUAAAAAAUCAUUGAGCGGUCCGGGUUGAUUGGUGAUACUCCUGAGUGUAUGUAAUAAAUACUAAUCAAAAUUUGAACAGUUUUGUUAGAAGUCAUGAGAAAAACUAACGAAUUGACAAAUACAUCAUGCUCUCUGAUAUUUAGUAGGAUUUGAGAGCAAAUACGAAACAGCCUGAUUAAACUAAUUCGAACGACGUGGUUGCAAUUUAGUGAAAGACGAAAUUUGCAAAAAAAAGUUGAAAAUCCUUUAUGAAUGCUGUUUAUCAUUGGGAUUGCAGACUUAACAGAGAUUUAUACUAACACAAAAUCCUUAACAUAAUUUGAGUUCAAAAAAAUAUUUAAAUCGCCAUUAUUGAGUUUCAAUCUACAACUUCCUGUUUACUAAUCCUU